ACCAAUAAAGCCGAUCGAAACGGUGCAGGAGUUUACGCAACGACUUCAUCUAUACGAAUCUCAUCUCCUCAUCUCAAAAUAAAGCAAUGGUGCGUGGUGGUGGAUUGUACCUAGAACAUAACUCAAAGCUUAUUUUUAAAGCGUGCUCAACACGUAACUGUACUAAAGCCAAGUUAGAAUUAUCACACAACAAAGCUGAUUACGGGGGAGGAAUAUACGUAGAUGAUGACACCGCUAAUAGUAAUAUUUGUGAAUCUACAGAAAUUAUAAACAAUCCUAGAAAAGUGUGCUUUAUUCAGACCCAUUACAAAAGAUGGACCAACAAGAGUUCUAACUACAUCAACACAUUAUUCACUAACAAUACUGCAAUGGAGUCAGGAAAUGACCUCUACGGUGGUCUGCUGGACAGAUGCAUAGAACACCAAUCAUCUCCCGACAUUUCGAGUGGUUUAAAAUAUUUUCAGGACACUGUAUCAUCAACAAGACAAAGGAACAUGUCCAUAUCUUCUCGUCCAGUUCAAGUCAAAUUUUGUGAUCAUAAUGAAGAAACUCAUUCGCUCACUGUAUCCACAAGAAGAGGUCAAACUUUUGUAGUGAAUGUUCAGGCCAUUGACCAACUGGGAACACCAAUACAUGCAACUAUACACAGUACAGUAUCUAGCGGUCGCCUUGGUGAGAAACAGGCAGUUCGAGACAUUGCUCAGAAUUGAAGUACAAUGUUCUCUCCAAUGCCAGCUCAGUCCUAGUGGAACUCUAUUCUGAUGAUGUGAGGGGACUAGUGAGUGACUACAACCAUAGAUAUAAGAAGGGAGAGGGAUGGGAAAUGGAGCACGUGCGCACAAUCACUUCUGUGUAAUGCCAAAAGGUUGAUCCGCGUUGCGGCUCUAGACACCCUGCCAACCCAGCGGGAAAUGUUAUUACUAUCAUUCACAGCUCCCCACUGGGACUCUUAGUACUGUGCUGAGCAUCCACACCUACUGUGCAUCAUAUAGAAGCGUUGUGUAUCUCACCAAGAGCUUGGAAACUUUCAAAGGCAGUUUUUUGAGUGUUGUAUUAUCGUUUCGGCUCUAUCUAGUGGCUUUGUGUACCUUCUACAAGGAGAGGCUGUGACUACAGUCCAAAAUAUUAAUGAUUCCCUCUUUCUUAAGUAGCUGGGCAUUGUAUGCAAGUAAUCAAAGCCACUUGGCUUUAGGUUGGUAAGUAAUGUUCAUUUUUGUCUUAGUAAGCUGGUUUUUAAAAGCAGACUUUUUGUGUACCCAUUUAGAAAGUUACAUCAAUGAUUGAAUGUAGGUAAAUGUCUCUUUGUAUUCAUUGAUAGUUGGUUCAUCGUAUCGGCACAGUAAUUUACGACAGAACUUUGCUACAUUUCUAUAAUUCUCUAUCAUGUCUGUGACUGUACUGGAAUACUCAACGGUACAGACAGAGCCCCUCUCAAGAAUUUGCCUGUCCAAGCUGCUUUUUACUGCUUGGAGGGUCUCACUAACUAUUGCUGCUACCUUGUUGUGACGAUCGUCAAUGCCCUUUACAUUGCGUUACCCAUCCCUCUCCCUUCUUAUAUCUAUGCUACAACACACUCCUCUGUCAAGCACUCUCUGGGGUCAACACUCUAACUGUCUAGGAACACUAUAGCCUCUACUAGUACACUAUUGGACACUCUGAUUGCUGUCAUUAUUGCUCCUUGUUGUGGCUAUCUGUGUGAUGUAGUUUACAACUAUUAUUGCACAGUUGCAAGAAUGAGAGGGGUGGGGCUCAGCUCAAUCAUUACAUUAUAGCUGCAUCGCAUACACAUUCAUAAAGAUGUCUAAGAUGAUAGCUAUAACCAACCUCCUGCUGCUGGGCGUACUGACAAUGGUGGCUGGACAGGCUCCAGGAGAUGAACAAGAAUUCUGUACAGUAUCUGUACCUGCCUUUGGACAGAACAUUGUGGAGGACCCUCCUAAUGGAAGGAUUCUAAUGGACUCCAGUCACUAUAACAGGUUGCUCCUAGAUCUACCAAACUCUAAUCCAGUGUGGCAGGCAGUGGACCUUGAUGAUAACAACCCUGUUGGACUGCAAUCAUCUUGGACAGAACAAGGAAGUAACUGUGUGUCUGCUGUCACUGUUUGCGGCUGGUCAGGUGGGGCCCAGAACAACUGGCUCUUCACACAGCACAUCAACAGAACAGUGAAUGGAUAUCCCCUACAGCAAGUCUCUGUACAGAUCAAAUACCAGCAGAACACUUGCCCUGAUGAAGGCAGCACAAGAUGCAGGAGAACAUUUGACGUUUGGAAAUAUGAGACCUCUACAGUAAACCCAGUGGCUGCUAUAGACACUGGUAAUUAUGCACUUAUACGAACCUUGACAACUCAGGUCUCUGGAACUACCACAAAAACCACUGAACAGUUUGGAUUCAAUACCAAUGAGACUGGGUUCUACCUCGCUAUUCGAGAUCUUGGCACUUGUAUGCUCAUAUCUCGACUGAUUGUCUUCUAUAACACUUGUCCUAGUGAAAUAGUCAACUUGGUGGUGCGCCCUGAGACAAUAGCUCCAACAGUGGGGUCUGGCAUACAACUCAACGUUAAUGUCUCCUGCUUCGCUAACUCUAGCCCAGUAGGUGAUGCUUUCUCACUCACGUGUUUGGAGAGUGGUAACUGGGUUGCUGUACCCUCCAGUAGGUGUGUCUGCAAUACUGGGUUUGUUCCCACCAUGAACGGAGAAAACUGUUUGUCUUGUUACCCUGGGUUCUAUGCCAGUGUGGCUAAUGGGGAGUGUCUAACAUGCCCUAGCAACAGCAACAGCACAGCCUCAGGCCUGGCAGAGUGUCCCUUGUGGCUACUACAGAACACCACAAGAGGUGGACCUUCCCUGCACACUUCCCCCGUCCCCUCCACUCAACGUGAGGGUGGUGGAUAUGUCCAGUACCACACUAACACUAGCCUGGGAGGAGCCAGUGUCCACUGGUGGUAGGGGGAGGGAUGAGCUACAAUACAACCUCUGGUUUAGUGUUGCUGGGGAGACUAGCAUCACACUAUCUAGUACUGUCACCACCACCAUGGGAGUGAUUGGAGGACUAACUCCAGUUACUGUGUAUACAGUGUUUGUAACAUCAGAGACGAACAUAACAGAUCAGAUCCCCGUGGAGGAGGUGUUCAUUCUAGCCAGAGGAGAUGCACUUGUUCAAACUACUGAUGGGAUUGCAAAUGAACUGAUAGUGGGAGUGACUGUAUCUGUUGUGGCUGUAGUGAUUGCUGCAAUAGCUGUCAUAAGUGUUGUCAUCUGCAUUGCCUGUGUGUAUUACAAGAAGCGUGUGAGGAAUAUAGAGAUUGAGCUCAAGGAAGUGCAGAAGGUGCAACCUAAUCCCUCGUACAGAGGAGCCACUCAAGGAGCCACUCAACCUAAUCCCUCGUACGGAGGAGCCACUCAACCUAAUCCCUCGUACGGAGGAGCCACUCAACCUAAUCCCUCGUAUGGAGGAACUACUCAAUCUAAUCCCUCGUACAGACAAGCUACUCAACCAAAUGAUUCAAAUUUGGAUGGAGAAUAUGAAUCAAUUAGAGACUAUGAAGUUGUUUAUGACGUUAUUGUUUGAGUUGAGUUUCUUUGUACUGUAUAAUUUUAUAGCUGUAAUUGGCCUCUUAGUUAUGUGCAUCCUCAUCAUGCCU
Messenger RNA from Halichondria panicea, 3641 nucleotides. RefSeq names its product ephrin type-B receptor 3-like. Gene Ontology annotation, cellular component: plasma membrane; dendrite. The record is from RefSeq and is a predicted model, not a curated record. Gene Ontology annotation, biological process: protein phosphorylation; axon guidance; ephrin receptor signaling pathway. Gene Ontology annotation, molecular function: transmembrane-ephrin receptor activity; protein binding. NCBI's taxonomy places the organism in Eukaryota, Metazoa, Porifera, Demospongiae, Suberitida, Halichondriidae. The transcript is spliced from 5 exons. Bases 1798 to 2946 code for a protein of 382 amino acids.